Molecule: messenger RNA, 321 nt
Organism: Oppiella nova
Lineage: Eukaryota; Metazoa; Arthropoda; Arachnida; Sarcoptiformes; Oppiidae
Source: the annotation of a GenBank genome assembly
GUAGACAAUUAAAUCUAAAGAUACUUUUCUUUAUGAACAUUGUACACAAUUUAUGAACUCAUUAUCAACCGUCAUAUGAGCACCGCUAUGGAUAGGCGGGAAAUCCUGAAUCAGGUUUCUCGAGGUUACCGGUUACCCAAACCCAUAUACGUGGAGUGUCCCGACUCUUACUACGAUAUGAUGCUUAAGUGUUGGGAUGAAGUGCCCGAAAAUAGGCCCACUUUUGAGUACUUAUACCACUUCUUCGAGGACUACUUCGUGGCCACUGAGAGACAGUACCACAAAGCAGAUGAAAACGAGGAGGACAUCGAUGACCAAUAA